Molecule: messenger RNA, 1587 nt
Organism: Ambispora leptoticha
Lineage: Eukaryota; Fungi; Glomeromycota; Glomeromycetes; Archaeosporales; Ambisporaceae
Source: the annotation of a GenBank genome assembly
AUCUCGUACGCCCCGCAAACAUGAUUUGGCCUGCAACUCUAGUAUUCGCUUCAAUGUACACCACGCUACAUGGCAACGCAAAAGAAACCCAAGACAAACUACGGUUCUUUGUGAUCGCGUUUUCAUGUAUUUUCGUGUGGCAGUUUGUCCCUCAGUACAUGUUCACCUGGCUGACGAGCAUGGCGUUACUGUGUUUGGCUGCACCAGCUAACGCGACGAUUAAAAAGUUGGGAAGUGGAUAUCAUGGUGUUGGGAUUCUGAACUUUUCGUUGGAUUGGAAUGCUAUCGGGCAAUCGGGACCUUUGUUUACUCCCUGGUUUGCAAGUGUAAAUUUCUAUGUUGGCGUGUUUCUAGGCGCAUGGAUUAUUGCACCUCUAUUAUAUUUUAAUAAUGUCUUUGAGGCCAAGAAGUUUCCUUUCACUUCAACACAUCCAUUCGAUAAAAAUGGGCACAGAUACAAUCAAACGGCCGUAAUAGAUCCAACCACAGGUUCCUUGAACAUAACAGCCUACGAACAAAUAGGACCAGUCUACCUGUCUGUAACGUUUGCUGCUGGAUACUUUUGGUCAUUUAUCGGACUCACGGCGGCAUUGAGUCAUGUGGUUUUAUUCUACGGCGAUGAAAUAUGGACGCGGUUUAAAGCUAGUAGGUCAGAAGAGAAAGAAGAUAUACAUACAAAGAUGAUGAGAGUUUAUCCAGAAAUCCCUAAUUUGUGGCAUGGUAUAAUAUUCGUCUCUAUGCUUAUUAUUUCAAUCAUUCUUGGAUAUAUUACUGAGGCAAAUUUACCGUGGUGGGGAUUGUUGUUGGCGGUUGCGUUGGCUUGUAUCAUGGUAUUACCUAUUGGUGUAAUUCAAGCUAUUUCAAACAACCAAGUGGGACUAAACGUUAUCACAGAAAUGAUAUGCGGAUACGUGCUUCCUGGUCGACCAAUCGCAAACGUAUAUUUUAAAUGCUACGGGUACAUGGCAAUGAACCAGUGUCUUUUGCUUGUGUCAGAUCUAAAGCUCGGCCAUUACAUGAAAAUCCCACCAAGGUCGAUGUUUAUCUCACAAUUAUGGGGAACGACCGUAGGCUGUUUCGUUAACUUCUGGGUCUUGAAAAUGAUUAUAGUUUCGAAAAGACCUUUUUUGGAUGGGACCUUACGCGAUCCGACUGGACAGUGGACUGGUUACGCGUCGCAAAUAUUCAACACUGCAUCAAUUGUGUGGGGACUAAUUGGACCAGCUCGAACAUUCGGAGCCGAUUCACUCUAUCGUCCACUCCUUUGGGGCUUUCUAAUCGGCAUAUUCGCCCCAUUCCCAUUCUAUUUACUCCACCGAAAAUACCCAAAGUCUCAAUUCAAUCUCGUCAACGUCCCCUUAAUUUGCUUUGGUUUGAGCAUUCUCCCGGGAGCGUACACGAAUUUCAUCAUAAUGGGAUUUAUUACCUCGUUUUUGAGCCAAUAUUAUGGAAUUCGGUAUAACUAUGUGCUUUCGGCUGCGUUGGAUAGCGGAACGCAGAUCGUCACUAUGGUCAUUUUCUUCUGUUUGAAUGGAGUCAAUAAGGUUCCCUUUCCGGAAUGGUGGGGCAACAACCGUGAAUCACAAG